This is a messenger RNA of Juglans microcarpa x Juglans regia, 633 nucleotides long. RefSeq names its product basic form of pathogenesis-related protein 1-like. Gene Ontology annotation, cellular component: extracellular region. The coding region runs from base 44 to 529 and encodes 161 amino acids. The record is from RefSeq and is a predicted model, not a curated record. The transcript has a single exon. NCBI's taxonomy places the organism in Eukaryota, Viridiplantae, Streptophyta, Magnoliopsida, Fagales, Juglandaceae.
AAUAAACAAGACCCAGUAACUGGAACUGGAAAUACCUUUGAGAAUGGGCUACUCAAGCAAGACUUUCCUGUUCCUAUGCCUGGUGGGGUUAACCCUAGCUCAUGUUUCUCUAGCUGAAAACUCUGACGUCCAAGACUUUUUGAAUGCGCACAAUGCAGCUCGUGCCGAAGUGGGUGUCGGUCCAAUUUCUUGGAACAAGACCCUUGCAGCCUAUGCUCAGAAUUAUGGUAACCAGAGGAGGGACUGCGUGUUGGAGCAUUCAAUGGGGCCGUAUUCAGAGAACAUUUGUUCAGGCUGGAGUGGCUUUACAGUAUUAGAGGCUGUGAAGAUGUUUGUAGAUGAGAAGCAAUUCUAUGACUAUAAGAGCAACAAGUGUGUGAAGGGCGAGGAGUGCAGGCACUACACUCAGGUUGUUUGGAGGGACACGACGAGUCUGGGCUGUGCCAAGGUAAGGUGUCAUAGUGGCGGAAUAUUUGUGACUUGUAACUAUUUUCCUCCGGGAAAUAACGACGGCGAACGCCCUUAUUAGGUCUUGUUUGGAUACACAAGAAUACUCGAAUUUCCCGCUGAUUAUGCUACCAUUCUACAAUAUAAGUUGAAUUGGUCACUAUUCUCAAUGGCAUUCUUUUUUUU